AUGAGAAAGGAUAUUCGUUCCCAUAUCAGUUUAAUUCCCCAAGCGGAAGGUUCGCAGUUGGUUCACGACAUUGAUAUGACUCCAGGUGGCCGGGAUGAAUCUUUGGAAAGCAGUGAAGCUGCACAGCAACUUGGGUCGGUGGGUGAUCGAAAGGACAGCGGAGCUGUGAUCACAUGGUGUCUUUCGAACAUCGACAAGGGUAUGAAGUCAGAUUCAGUUCUACGGCAAUUACAAAAUGAGCUUGAAAGAAGCGGUGUUAUUGCGUUGGAUGCGCACUUUGCACAGUACGAUCAAGACAUGCAGGUCUUUGUCAGGAACGGAUUGGAUAGAUUGAGUCGCGAGGAGUCUCAAAGGGACAUUGUAAGUAGACCCGACAGAGGAACAUGGCAACAAGCCUUUGGCAACGGCUACAGGGAUGCUUCGGUUCCAAUUCGUCGCUCCAUUCCGGGGGCGAUGGAAGACAUGGAAAUGCCGUCCGCUGGUGACAUUUCAGGGCAUAGCGCUGGGCAGGUAUAUCUUAAACGGCUCCAGGAAAUACAGUUACGCUACGGUCUGCAAACAGGAGAUCGUACUCAGGUGGAUGGUGUUGCAGGAACGGAAAAGGAAAACGGAACUGUGGAGAGAGUACUGUCUGCGGAAGACACAAGGGACAAGGCAUCGACGUUGCCGGAACGUAUGGCGCGGAUACGGCAGUUGCAAAGUUCUUCCAAAGACUGA
This is a messenger RNA of Chondrus crispus (carragheen), 717 nucleotides long. RefSeq lists its product as hypothetical. NCBI's taxonomy places the organism in Eukaryota, Rhodophyta, Florideophyceae, Gigartinales, Gigartinaceae. The record is from RefSeq and is a predicted model, not a curated record. The coding region runs from base 1 to 717 and encodes 238 amino acids. The transcript has a single exon.